Molecule: messenger RNA, 6299 nt
Organism: Anopheles merus
Lineage: Eukaryota; Metazoa; Arthropoda; Insecta; Diptera; Culicidae
Gene: Ndae1
Product: sodium bicarbonate cotransporter 3
Exons: 15
Coding region: 1735-5625 (1296 amino acids)
Biological process (GO): transmembrane transport; bicarbonate transport; regulation of intracellular pH
Cellular component (GO): plasma membrane
Molecular function (GO): solute:inorganic anion antiporter activity; sodium:bicarbonate symporter activity; monoatomic anion transmembrane transporter activity
Source: RefSeq, a predicted model, not a curated record
CGACGCACAUGGCAUCGGGACCGCAGUCGAGAGUAACGUUUCGUACGUACGAGGCGGUUUUCGUUGAGCAGUACCGUGCGCGACAUUCGGAAUGCGCGUUGGCCGUCUGCGCGACCCGUUGGCUCGCGAAACGUAGGGCAGAAGUUACACAUCUUUUACAAGCAGUGGAAUAAGCUAACAUACAAAAUCGCGUGAAAAUUUCGUCCAAUUUUCAAUUCCGGGCUGGGAAAACUUAGCCGUGUGAAAGCGUACCCAGUGCAACACGAAACUGGGCGAGCUAGUUCUUAAACCAUACGCCCCUCAGACGAAGCUUGUUCCGUCUCGCGUGUAGAGCGCAGUGAUAGUUUGUGUGUGACCCAUUGCACGAAUUUUCUUUUACCUGGUGGUGGAAAAUUUGUUUCAGGAUCGUCUGCAAAAGUCCAGCACACAAUGUGGGCACGUUCGCUGCGAAUCAUACAGUUGUGGCGGUGACGGCGGAACUUUGUCCAUUAAAACUCGUCUACCUUCGCCAAUCCCGGUCUCUGUCUGUGCCGGAUUUUCUUUGUGUGUUUAUCUGUGUAUGUAUGUGUGCGUUAAUAUUGAGGAAAAUUCCCUCAGGAUAAGGCAAAGAGUACCUCGAAACGUUCUGCAGUAAAAAGCAGCAUUCUUUUUGUACCACAUCCGUUUAGUGCAUCAAACGUGUUCUUCCACAAUUUGCUUUCGUCGCGGCUUUGAUGUCUUCCAUUUUGCAAGACCAUUUCCAUUCACCAUCUUCGCGGUGAAAGAAAAUACAUUUCAAUUUUAUGCGUCCAUCGGGCAAGGCUCAGCAAUUCAUGGUUCUGCCGUUUCUUUUUGUGCCCGCCCGCCCAGUGACGGUGUUUUAGUGAAAGUGUUUUUUAAUGCGUGAUAAAAGUGCAAAAAGCCAAUUUACAUCGUAAGUGAGUUUUUCAAAGUCCAAGCCGGAAAGCAAAAAUUUUGUCUAACAACUUCAAGUCAGGCUUCAAGUCCGGAUUCCAAGUGGAGUAUGCUUUUAUGCACCCGUUACUACCAAUGCCCAACGGCGGGGCGCGUUAACGUCCGAAGGUCAGCAACAGCAGGAAGACAAAGUUGCUCCCAGUAAUGAUAGUGAUAAGCUAAUUGUGCUAGUGUUCGAGUGCGCUUGAAGCAAGAAAACUACACACACACACACACUUGCACACACUUCCACACACACGCAGUCUCAGCUAAGAAGCCAAAAUCAGCGCAAGUGUCCUUGCAAGGCAUCCUUCAAUUAUAAUCAAGUCAAAUGGAUACAAAUCGCUAGCAUCUAACAGCUCGCUAGCUCGUGCCACGAAUUACUGACCUCAUGUCCCACCACCUUCCCCUCCCGGGUCUUCUGGGCGCAGUUCAUCGAUUUUUGUGUGCUGCUGCUCAGCUGCACGGCGGCUCCCAACUGGUACAAAUCCCAUGGACAGUGUGUAUGUGUGUGUGUCCGUGUGUGGAUAAAUGUUUGUUCACUGUGGUCCAAGCAGUGCCCGCUACGCCUCGCCGGUUCCGUUAAGGCAUCUGUUAGCGGCUGGUAAAAGCUGGACCGAGCUUUAUAAACUUGCAUAAAAAUUCCACUUCGGAUCGAAGCUACCGGAAAGGUAGCGGUAGGAAGUGUACCGGUCAAGCACCGUUACGAUUGAACGAUUUAAUUGCCGGGCUCCCAUUGCUGGAGCGAGUGGAAUUUUGCAGAUUUUAAACCACCGCAAAGUAAUACAAGAUUAACAAAACAUGAAGGACACCGCCAACCGGCGCUAUCGUUCGCAACGACCCUGGAUGAUGGAUCACGGCGUAGUGGACGAGGAAGCUCCGAUAGAUCCGAGGCUCAAAAAUCGGACAUUUACCGCCGAUCAGGACUUUGAAGGUCACCGAGCGCACACCGUUUUCGUUGGCGUCCACAUUCCGGGCUCAUCCCGGCGGCAUUCCCAGCGGCGUCGGCAUAAGCACCACCAGGCGAGCCGGGAAAAUGGCGACAAGGGUAGCACGGGAUCGGAAGCGGAACGGCCGGUCGUUACGAUACCCCACGUCGUCACACAACGAAGAAUCAGCAUCGUUGAUGAUGGCGAAUCUUUUACACCACCCGCACAAAGAGUACAGUUCAUCCUGGGCGGUGAGGUCGGCGGCGAAGGCGAUGGCACGCAGCACGAAUCCCACCCGCUCUUCUCCGAGAUGGAGGAGCUGGUCAAGGAGGGGGACGAGAUGGCCUGGAAGGAAACGGCACGCUGGGUAAAGUUCGAGGAGGACGUCGAGGAGGGCGGCAACCGGUGGUCCAAGCCGCACGUGGCCACGCUCUCGCUUCACUCGCUGUUCGAGCUGCGCAGCCUGCUGCUCAACGGCACCGUCAUGCUGGACAUGGAAGCGGUCAGCCUGGAGCAGAUCGCCGAGCUGGUGUGCGAAAACAUGGUCAACUCGGGCACGCUGCCGGUGGAGGCCCGGGACAAGGUGAUCGAUGCGCUGCUGAAGCGCCACAAGCAUCAGCACGAGUUCGGCAGCAAGAAGAGCCGGCUGCCGCUGAUCCGCUCCCUGGCCGACAUUGGAAAGAAUCAUUCGUCUUCAAAGAAUAUGCCACGCUCAUCCACCAGCAAAAGCAUCUCGUCGGCCAACUCAUUCCCAAUGCACGUCGUUUCGUCGGCACCGUCGGGCAUGCACGAGGAAGGCGAAUCCGCCCUGGGUCCGGUCUCGCCCCAAACCGCCCUGCUGUACGGUAGCAAAGAUCAGCGCGGUCACUAUCUAGCACUGCCCACAGUUGAAGACCAAGCGAAUACUAACAGUCCACCGAACAGUAGUAGCGCUACUAGCAAUGGCAGUAACCCAAAUGCAUCCGGCAAACCGCCGACCAACGGCAACAGUGGCAGCGGCAAACACUUAACCGUCCCUGGGCGGGCCGCCGGAGAAAAUAUGACGCAAAGUCCGAGCAACGUGUCGAUGCCACGCAACGCCAGCUCGGGCGAGCUGCAGAACGGCGAGCAUAAAACGAACACACACUUCAUGCGCAAAAUUCCGCCCGGCGCCGAGGCGAGCAACAUUCUCGUGGGCGAGGUUGACUUUCUCGACAAGACGCUGUCGGCGUUCCUGCGGCUCAACACCGCCUCGGUGAUGGGCGACCUGACCGAGGUGCCAGUACCGACCAGAUUUAUCUUCAUCCUGCUCGGACCGCCCGGCAGCCAUGGUAGCUUUCACGAAAUUGGCCGCGCCAUGGCGACCCUCAUGUCGGACGAGAUAUUCCACGAAGUUGCCUACCGUGCGAAGCGGCGCGAGCAUCUGCUCGCCGGCAUUGACGAGUUUCUCGACGCUGUCACGGUGCUGCCGCCGGGCGAAUGGGAUCCUUCGAUUCGAAUAGAGCCGCCGGCCGCCAUACCCUCGCAGGAGGUACGCAAACGGCCGCCCGAGAAAAACCCCAAGGAAGAGAUCGACGAAGAGCUGGAGGAGCAGCGGCAGCGCGAGGAGGCGGGCCUAUCCCGCACGGGCCGCCUUUUCGGUGGGCUGAUCAACGAUCUGAAGCGGAAGGCGCCGUUCUAUCUGUCCGACUUCAAGGACGGCCUGUCGAUGCAGUGCGUCGCGUCGUGGAUCUUCCUGUACUUUGCCUGCCUGUCGCCGAUCAUCACGUUUGGCGGGUUGCUGGGGACGGCCACCGGCAACAAUAUUGCCGCGAUGGAAUCGCUCGUGUCGGGCUUCGUGUGCGGCAUCGGGUACGGGUUCUUCUCCGGCCAGCCGCUCACGAUACUCGGCUCGACCGGUCCGGUGCUGGUGUUCGAGACGAUUGUGUACGAGUUUUGCCAGAAGGUGGGCUGGGACUAUCUGACGUUCCGGUUCUGGAUCGGUACCUGGAUCUCGAUCAUUCUCGUCGUGCUGGUGGCGGUCGACGCGAGCGCGCUGGUUUGCUACAUUACGCGCUUCACGGAGGAAAACUUUGCCUGCCUGAUCGCGGUCAUCUUCAUCUACAAGGCGAUCGAGAACGUAUUUCACAUCGGGCAGGAGUAUCCGCUGAACACGGCGGGCGGGAAGUAUGAUUGUGCGUGCCUGCCCCCGGCUGCGCAGGAGCUAACGCCGCAAGCCGUCCAUCAGUGGGCACAGUACGAUCUGCGAACGUGUAAGACCCUCAACGGAACGCUAACCGGUGCCGACUGUGACAAGCCCGAGUACGUGUCGGACGUCUUCCUUAUGUCGAUCGUGCUGUUCCUCGGCACGUACAUCAUCUCGGUCAUCCUGAAGGACUUUAAGAAUGCGCUGUUCUUCCCGGCAGUUGUGCGCCAGUUCAUCAGCGACUUUUCCGUCACGAUCGCGAUCUUCUCAAUGACGCUGCUGGACGUCUUUACGCGCAUCGCCACACCGAAGCUGGACGUGCCGAGCGAGUUCAAGCGCACGAUCCCGGACCGCGGCUGGAUCAUCAUGCCAUUCCACGAGAGCAAUCCGGCCUGGUCGUCGGCCCUCGCGAUCCUGCCCGCCCUGCUCGGCACGAUACUGAUAUUCAUGGAUCAACAAAUAACGGCUGUGAUAAUCAAUAGGAAGGAGCACAAACUCACCAAAGGUUGUGGAUACCAUCUUGAUCUGUUCGUGCUCUCCUGUCUGAUACAGAUCUGCACCAUGAUGGGUCUACCCUGGUUUGUUGCUGCCACCGUGCUCAGUAUUAAUCAUGUCAAUUCCCUCAAGAAAGAGUCCGAGACGGCGGCACCGGGCGAGAAGCCGCAGUUUAUCGGCGUACGGGAGCAGCGCGUCACCCACAUACUGAUCUUCCUCAUGAUCGGAUGCUCGGUGCUGCUGACCCCGUUGCUGUCCCACAUUCCCAUGCCGGUGCUGUACGGUGUGUUUCUGUACAUGGGUGUGUCGGCCCUCAAGGGGCUACAGUUCUUCGAUCGGCUGCUGAUCAUGCUGAUGCCUGCCAAGUACCAGCCGGACUACAUGUUUUUGCGACAGGUCCCCAUUCGGCGGGUGCAUCUGUUCACCAUGAUACAGCUGGCCUGCUUUGCCGUGCUGUGGCUGAUCAAAUCGUUCUCGAUCACCUCGAUCCUCUUCCCGCUGAUGCUGGUGGUGAUGAUUGGCGUGCGCAAGUCGCUCGACUACAUCUUUACCAAGCGCGAGCUCAAGAUACUGGACGACAUCAUGCCCGAGAUGACGAAGCGGGCCCGGGCGGACGAUCUGCACCAGCUCGAGGACGGCGAGGACUCUGGACAGCAUUCGGCGGACAAUCUGCAGCUACCGCUGGAAAAUGGCACCGUGAACGAGAAAGGCAAGAUCAACAUAUCGGAAGAGGUCAACCGGACGACCAUCUGGAAGCAGGUCAACAACUGCAAUGUGCUCUUCACCAAGAAACAAACCCCCGUAAAACAUUCGCAACAGCAAUUGUCGAAAUUGAGUGAAACUGAAAAAAGACUGUCCACCAUGCGGGAGGAAGAUGAGGUGGCGGAUGAACCGAGUCGUCAAUUAAGUCACCAGAAGAGGACACAGAAAAUGAAGCGCGAGUUUUGGAUGAACUCCCGGUCGGGUAGCAGCAAUGGUCGUGCCAAUAGCAAUAAUAGCGCCAGCAGUACCACCGCCGCCGCCGGAGGAAAGAUCGUUUGCGCCGAGGAGUCUGCUGCGCAAAGCCGCGGAAGCAACAAGAGUGCUUCCGAGACGCAGGUGUAAAAUGGGAUGUUUUAAAAGCCACGUUAUAGGUAUUGUUGGGGUUUUUUGUAGUAUCAAAUGGAGAGAGAGAGAGAGAUAGAGAGAGAGAGAGAGAGAAAGAGAGAGGAAUAAAAAGAGAGAAAUAGAUAAAAAGCACCAUGGAUCCUUUUACAGAUCGAUUAGACAAAUUUGUACGAGAUUACAGGAAAGGAAGUUGAGAAGUGUGCUUUAGGCGGCAUGCAGGUGAGAUCUUCGGUACAUACCGCAGGAGUUCCAGAGUUUCUGGCGAAUAAUAGCCGACUAGACAAUUUAUCUACCCUCCUAAACAUGUAUUCUUUGCAGGAUACACUUUUUAAAUACACAAAUUUACAACCCAAAAGACUAUAGCAAAAGGACGAAAGAGAGAGAGAGGGAAAGAGAGAAAGCAUGAGAGGUUGAGGUAGAGAGAAAAAGUGGGUGAGCGAAUCGAACAGGAAGAGUCAAUCAACCCCAUCAGCAUUUGUGAGUGUGAGGUUUAGCAUUUUUCUAGAACGUAAGGCACAUUCUAUAAUACAAACAAAAGAAACCCGGCUUUUCUGACCCACCCCUACUUUCUGUCUAGGACAAUUUGCAAAACCAUGUAAAACUAAAAUUCCAAUGGAUAAAUCAAUAUCACACUGGUAAUAAAAAUCACACAUUUAUAAUAAGGUUAAUAA